This is a messenger RNA of Siniperca chuatsi (mandarin fish), 11871 nucleotides long. RefSeq names its product neuron navigator 3 (gene nav3). The transcript is spliced from 42 exons. Gene Ontology annotation, biological process: neurogenesis; nervous system development. Bases 503 to 7684 code for a protein of 2393 amino acids. Gene Ontology annotation, molecular function: ATP hydrolysis activity; ATP binding; protein binding. Lineage: Eukaryota; Metazoa; Chordata; Actinopteri; Centrarchiformes; Sinipercidae. The record is from RefSeq and is a predicted model, not a curated record.
GUUCUCCUGGCAGCAGGCGGGUUUGGACGUGUGAUGUACGGAGCGUUGGAUGGGUCACAUUCACAAGAUUAAGGGCUGGAUCCUGAUUGGAAUACCUUUUUGAGUGGAAUCCUCCUUUACACUAGUGCAUGGCUGGAAAUGUAAAGAUGUGGAGGGAAGACCAGGGAUUGCACUCUGAGGAAGAAGCUAGCAUCAGUGUAAUCUUCAUGUAAAACUACCCAACCUGCAGGCUGAAAGUCCUCAUCAGUGUUCUCUUUGCUCCAGUCAUCAUAAUGACGCUCUCUCGGUAGCCUUCCACUACCCGUUUGGCAUUUAUCCUGUUCCCCAAAACUUUACUGCACUGAAAACACUCAAGACCACCACCACCUGCCAUGGAUUGCCUGUGUCCGGGUGAAGGCGUGAGCCGGACACAGGCCCUCGUCGGCAAACUGUAGCCAUCUGGGUUCUCUUCAACUUAUUUCCUGUGAUUUUACUCUGGAGUUAUUCUUUAUUUGGACCAGGGAUGGAUGUACCGGAAGCCAGCAAGCAUGGCAAGAAGUCGACAAGUCAAAAGCUGGAGGACCAGAAAAAGAUUUACACAGACUGGGCCAAUCACUACCUGGCCAAGUCUGGCUGUCCACGCCUCAUCAAGGACCUGAGCCAGGACGUCACCGAUGGAGUCCUGCUGGCACAGAUCAUCCAGAUCAUAGCAAAUGAGAAGGUGGAGGAUAUCAAUGGCAGCCCCAGGAGCCAGUCGCAAAUGAUCGAGAAUGUGGACGCCUGCCUCAGUUUCCUGGAUGCCAGAGGAGUGAAUGUACAAGGGCUCUCAGCAGAAGAGAUCAGGAAUGGCAACCUAAAGAGCAUCCUGGGUCUCUUCUUCAUCCUGUCGCGCUACAAGCAGCAGCAGCAGCAACAGCAGCAGUACUACCAGUCCCUGGUGGAGCUCAGCCAGCAGACCAGCAGCACCACACCAUCCGCCAGCAGCCUCAAGACACAAGAGAUGCAGUCCAGUCUCACAGCACGAUAUGCAAGUCCUCCGGGCCACAGUGGAAUAGGGUCACCACAGAAGAAAAACACAAGGUUACCCGGCCCCUCCAGAGUACCUGCUGCAGGCAGCGGGGCCUCCAGGAGCCCGGGCUCAUCCAACCUCAACCGUCGCAGCCAGAGCUUCAACAGCAUCGACAAGAGCAAGCCUCUUCAGUAUGCCAGUGGCAACGACAGAGAAGCGGUGAGGGGUAUCCCAGCACCCGGCGGGAUGAAUGGGAGCGGUAUUGGUGGGACAGUUCCCACCAGCCUCAGCGGGCAGCAGCUGGCCUCUGCCAUCCCCUCCCCCACCGCCAGCAAGUCCUGGCGCAGCAAGUCCAUGAACCUCAAGCACAGCGCCACUUCGUCCAUGCUGGCGAGCCCCACGCACUCACCCUCCCCCACCCAUUCACCGCAGGCCACUGAAGGCCUUCUGCCACACGGAAGCGAUGGGUCAAAAGUAGGGUCAGCUGGCAGUGGUGGACCCCAGAGGUCCAUGCUGGAGAAGUUCCGCCUGAUUAACCCUAGAUCGGCUUCACGAGCGUCACCGUCUGUGGCAGAGAUGGCUCUGCAGGAGGAGGAUGACCUGUCGGAGUACGGUGAGGAUGGAUUGACGCCCACAGGGUCGGUGUGCAGUAGCGGCAGUAGCAGUGCUACGGCCAAGCAAAUGCCUACCAAGACACCCACAUCGUCCCUCACUGCACCAAGCAAGACUUCCUCUUCUUCCUCCCCCUCCUCUUCAUUUUCAAAAGCGUCUGCCAAUGGCAGCAGGUCCAUGGCCCCUUCCAAAGACAAGGACGACAAAAGCAAGUCUGGGAAAUCUUCUAAGGACAGCUCGCCACCCAAAGAGGAGCGCGAGUCAUAUGCUGACCCCAAUAAGAAGACCUCCAAAAUUGCCAGCCUCAUCCCCAAGGGAGGGAAGCCAUCAUGCGGAAAGAAAGAUGGCGGCACCUCCUCGGCUUCCAGCGGCAUACCUAAGCCAGGACUUAAAGCUCCCUCCACCACGACGUCCAAGCCUCAGACUCAGUCGCAGAGCCAAAGCCAGGCGGCCUUAAACAGCAGCGGCAACAUGCGGGGUGGAGAGGGGGAGAGAGCCAAGCUGACGAAAGGAGGGCAGGGUGGGAGUUUUUACAUACAGCGCUCCAUUGGGGGCCCAGAGGGCAAAAGGACCAGCAUGACCUCCUCCACCAGCACCUCAGCCCUGUCUGGGUCCAGUGGGAUGCUGGGAGGAGGAGGGGGUGGAGGAGGAGGAGGAGGAGGAGGAGGAGGAGCGCUCGGAGGGAACGGAGUAGUUCAGCUUCCUCAGCAGCAGCAGCACAACCACCCCAAUACUGCCACUGUGGCCCCCUUCAUGUACAGGACAUUCUCAGAAAAUGACUGCACCAUGGUGGCCCCGGCCGACCCCUGCCUCAGCCCCACCAAGGGAGAGCUGGUCUACAGCAAGACAGCCAAACAGUGCCUGGAGGAGAUAUCAGGAGAGGAUCCUGAGACAAGACGCAUGAGGACGGUGAAGAACAUCGCUGACCUGCGGCAGAACCUGGAAGAAACCAUGUCAAGUCUACGGGGGACACAGAUCAGCCACAGUACACUAGAAACAACCUUUGACACCACGGUAACCACUGAGGUCAAUGGGCGGAGUCUACCAGCCCUCACCACACGCUCCUCCCCCAUGGCCUGGCGUCUGGGCCAAUCACAAACCCCGCGUCUCCAGGCAGGCGACGCCCCCUCAAUGCCCAGCAGCUAUGCUGCGCCCAGGGCGAGCACGACGAGCGCUGGCACCACCACAGGGCGCUACAGUGGGCACUCGGACCCCUCCAGGUUUGUGUUCAGCGCCCCCCUGAGGCGAGCAGCAGCGGCAGCAGGGGCGAGGGGGGCGGAACAGGGGGAGAAGGGAGGAGGAGGGCUGGAAGGAGGGAAGCAGAUGGAGGUGGCAGGGUACAUGAGUGAUGGGGACAUCCUAGGGAAGAACGGCCGGAUGGAUGAGAUCACCAGCGGAUACCUUACAGACGGCGGCCUCCAUCUGUAUGCGAGGAACGCAGGCCGAGCCUCAGACGUGGCUUCUUCUCGAGAAAUAUCCCAGAGAGGAAGCAAAGAGGUGCAGGGCGACAUAGACAGUUGGGACGACAGCAGCUCGGUGAGCAGCGGCCUGAGCGACACAUUGGACAACAUCAGUACUGAUGAUCUGAACACACCCGCCUACUCCGCUGUCAGCUCAUCACGCAAAAGCAAGGGAGCGCAGUCCCAGCGAGGAAGCAGGUCCAAGCAUGCAGAGCAGGAGGUGAGCAGCAGCUGGGCCGGAGCCGAGGACCUGAAGAAGGUGGAGGAGGAGCUGGAUGCGAGCAUGGACCCCAGCAGCGGCUCCUCCCGUUGGAAGCCUUCUUCAUCCUCCUCUUCCUCUCAAGCCCAGGGCCAGUACGAGGAUGCCAGUCAGAAGGCCGCUGCGCUGGCCCAGAUGUCCCAAACGGGCUCGUGGAGGAGGGGCAUGACGGCCCAGGUGGGCAUUACUCCACCCAGGACCAAGGGUACCUCUGCUGCCCUCAAAACACCAGGCAAAACUGAUGAUGCUAAGGCCUCGGAGAAGGGCAAGGCGCCUUCCAAGAGUUCAGCUGGCAUCCAGCGCUCACCCUCAGAUGCUGGGAAGAGUAGUGGAGACGAAGGUAAGAAACCUCCCUCUGGCAUUGCACGCCCACCAACCACUGGUUCGUUUGGAUACAAGAAGAUCCCGGGUCCCACUGGUACCCUAAUCACUUCCAGCGGUGCAACGCUCGCCAGUGGCUCAGCCACCCUGGGCAAGGCGCCCAAGUCUUCAGCUGCCCUCGGCAAAGGCACAGGCAUCAGCGGUGUGCGCAAGACCAGCCUGGAUGGCUCACAGCCCCAGGAUGACGGCAUUCUACUCAGCUGCAGUGGCUCCAAAUUGACCCUGCAGUACCGCUCUCUACCCAGACCCGCCAAAUCCUCCAGUGGGGUGGCAGCAGGGCGCAGCGGGCAUCGCUCCAGUUCCAGCAGCAUCGACUCAAACGUUAGUGGCAAGUCAGCUGGAGGGGCAGCGACACAAGCCGGUGCCAAACGCAGGGACGGAAAAGUGGGCUCAGACCGCUCCAGUCCCAUCACCAUUAACCAGACAGACAAGGAGAAAGUGGCGGUGUCAGACCAGGACACAGCAGCGGGACUAUCCACCUCCCCCAAGUCCAGCCCCACCUCCAGUUCAACAGGCCAGUCAGGCCUCAGGCAGCCGGGCUCCAAGUACCCCGACAUUGCUUCUCCUACGUUCCGCAGAUUGUUUGGCACCAAAGCCAGCAGCAAGGCCAGCUCUCCGGGCACGCCCGACUCUGGCAAGUGCCCCUCAAUGUUGGGCAGCCCCCACGGCACGCUGGCGAGGCAGGCCAGUCUGGACUCACCCUCCUCUGGCACGGGGAGCCUGGGUAGCGCUGGCGGCCUGAGCGGUGGCAGCAGCCCACUGUACGGUAAAACCCCAGACCUGUGCACUGACUCCCCAGCCUCCAGCCCGGCCUCUGGCCUCUCCCUGCCCUCCAACGCUCGGCCCUGGCCUGCCUGUAGCUCGUCAGCUGGCAGCAAGGACACACUGAGCUGCCAAAGCAUGACCAGUCUGCACACCAGCUCUGAGUCCAUUGAUCUGCCGCUGGGCCACCACGGGCCCAAGGUUACACGAACCGGCAGUGUCAAGUCCACCCUGUCUGAGGGCAUGCCUCUUGACAGAAACACACUUCCCAAAAAGGGACUGAGGUACCCUCCGUCCUCCCGACAGACGUCCCACGAGGAAGGGAAGGAGUGGCUGAGGUCCCAUUCAACAGGGGGCCUUCAGGACACAGGCAGCCAGUCCCCGCUGUCUCCUCCUGGAGCUUCCUGCACCACCACAGGAAAAUACCACUACUCCAACCUGCUGAGCCCCACUAACAUCAGCCAGUAUAACCUGCCACCAGGCAGCAGCAGCAUGAGCCGCUCCAACAGCAUCCCUGCCCAGGACUCCUUUGACCUAUACGGAGAGGGUCACCCACUGGGUGGCAGCGCAACCUCCCUGGAGGAACGACCACGGGCCAUCAGCCGCUCCGGCUCCUUCAGGGACAGCACUGACGAAGUCCAUGGCUCUUCAUUGUCUCUGGUCUCCAGCACGUCUUCACUGUACUCUGCGACGGAGGAGAAAGCACACUCAGAGGGCCAAACAGUCCUAAAUUCCACGCAAAUCAGAAAGCUGCGGCGGGAGCUGGACGCCUCUCAGGAGAAGGUGGCGACCCUGACGUCUCAGCUGGCUGCCAACGCUCACCUGGUGGCGGCCUUUGAGAAGAGCCUGAGUAACAUGACCUGCCGCCUGCAGAGCCUCACCAUGACAGCUGAACAAAAGGAGUCGGAGUUGGCUGAGUUGAGGGAGACGAUAGACAUGCUGAAGACCCAGAACACAGACGCCCAGACUGCCAUCCAGGUGGCGCUCAACGGCCCUGACCACCUACACAAAGACCUGCGAAUUAGACGGCAGCACUCGUCAGAAAGUAUGUCCAGUAUCAACAGCGCAGCCAGUCACUCCAGCAUGGGCAGUCUGGGCAAGGACGCUGAAGACAAAAAGAAGAAGAAGAAGAGCUGGGUGGCUGAUUCCAUUCCAGCUCAGUUGCGCAGCUCCUUCAAGCAGGCGUUCAGCAAGAAGAAAACCAAAUCCCAGUCAGCCCAUGACGAGAUGGAGGAGAUGACCGACUCGCUGCCGUCCUCGCCCAAACUACAGCACGACAACAGGCAAGGCAGCAUCGCCACGCUGCAUUCUUCGCCCUCCACCACAGACAAGUGUGUUUGCGAUAGCAAGUCCUCCCCCAUUUGGACACCAAAGAAAAAGCAAAAUGGUCAUAUGGUCUACAAGCACAGAUCUCGGUUGUGCGAAUGCACCGAAGCCGAAGCUGAAAUCGUCCUCCAGCUGAAGAACGAGCUGAGAGAGAAGGAGCUCAAGUUGACAGACAUCCGCCUGGAGGCGCUUAGCUCCGCCCACCACCUGGAUCAGAUCCGGGAGGCCAUGAACCGCAUGCAGAAUGAGAUUGAGACUCUGAAAGCGGAGAACGAUCGUCUCAAGUCCAGCGGUAACGCCACGCCGACGGCCACGCCCGUCAAGACGGCCCGGCCGCCCUCCGAGACCUCCAGCACCUCCUCAUCCUCCUCGCGUCAGUCUUUGGGGCUGUCGCUCAAUAACCUGAACAUCACUGACACCAUCAUGUCAGAUAUUCUGCUAGAUGACAGCUACGAGGGCAAUCUACGCAAAGAGGGCCGAAAUGUGCGAAUAGUGGUUACCAUCAGCAGCGGGCCAAACACCACCAAGGGUAAACAAAGCCAGGAGUACCUGAUUGGGUCUAUAGGUGUGAGUGGGAAAACCAAGUGGGACGUCCUGGAUGGAGUCAUUCGACGCCUCUUCAAGGAGUAUGUGUUUCGGGUGGACCCUCUAACCAGCCUGGGUCUCAACUCAGACAGCAUUGUCUGCUACAGGAUGGGCGAAGUGGUUCGCUCCCACGCCUCCGAAGUGCCUGAGCUGCUGCCCUGCGGCUACCUGGUGGGCGACAACAAUGUCAUCAAGGUCAACCUCAAAGGUGUGAAGGAGAACAGUAUAGACAGCCUGGUGUUCGACGCGCUGAUUCCGAAGCCCAUCAUCCAGCGGUACCUCAACCUGUUGAUGGAGCAUCGUCGCAUCAUCCUCUCAGGACCCAGCGGCACCGGCAAAUCCUUCCUGGCCGCCAAGCUGGCCAAGUACAUCAUUUGCCAGAUGGGGCAGGAGGUGACCGAGCACAACCUGGCCAGCUUCAACGUGGACCAGAAUUCCAGCAAGGACCUGCGUCAGUACCUGUCCAACCUGGCAGAGCAGUGUAACUCUGAGGAGACAGACACAGAGCUCCCCACUGUGGUCAUCUUGGACAACCUCCACCACAUUGGCUCCCUCAGUGACAUAUUCAACGGCUUCCUCAAUUGCAAGUACCACAAAUGCCCUUAUGUUAUCGGGACCAUGAACCAGGGAGUUUCCUCUUCUCCUAACCUAGAGCUACACCACAACUUUAGGUGGGUGCUGUGCACCAACCACACGGAGCCGGUCAAAGGGUUCCUGGGCCGUUUCCUGCGGCGGAAGCUGAUAGAGACGGAGAUCCAUAAGAACAUGCGCAGCAAUGACCUGAUUAAGAUCAUCGACUGGAUCCCUAAGACCUGGCAGCACCUCAACAGCUUCCUGGAGGCACACAGCUCCUCCGAUGUCACCAUCGGCCCCCGUCUCUUCCUGUCCUGUCCCAUGGAUGUAGAAGGCUCUCGGGUUUGGUUCACCGACCUGUGGAACUACUCCCUGGUGCCCUACCUGCUGGAGGCUGUCAGGGAAGGGCUUCAGCUAUACGGCAAAAGAGCAGCAUGGGAGGAUCCAUCCAAGUGGGUGAGCGACACGUAUCCAUGGAACGCCGCCUCGCUGCAGCAGGACGGCCAGUCGCUGCUCCAACUGAGGCCGGAAGACGUGGGAUACGAAGGCUAUAGCUCAUCCAAGGAGGGAGCCUCGUCCAAGCAGGUGUCUCAGAGUGACACUGAGGGAGACCCACUGAUGAACAUGCUGCUACGACUGCAGGAGGCGGCUAACUACUCCAGCACGCAGAGCUGCGACAGCGACAGCACCAGUCACCAUGACGACCAGCUGGACUCCUCGCUGGAGUCAGCGCUAUGAGACCAAGAGCUGCGCUGGGAGACACCGCACCCCUUGGUCGCUACCAGACACCCCUAUAGUGCACAGAUGUAUGAUAUAUGAAAAGUUUUACUAUCCAAAAUGGUAUACCAACCAUUUGAAAGAAAACACCUAUUUUUACAUAACAAUGGUGCAAUAUUAAAUCAAAUUAUUGUAUGUUUUAAAGAGCAGUAGCCAACUUGGUCCUCAGUGGUCAAAAUGAUAAACAAUCAUACAAGUUGGAUCUGUUAUAUUUUAAACACAUUAAAUAGUAAGGUCAGCUAGUCAUUCAUGUAUAACAUUUUAGAAUACAACUUUUCAUAUAUGUGUAGGCAGGACGUGUCUGAGAAGGGACAGUAGUUCCUCGGAAGUUGACUUCCAAGGAGUAAAUCACAUUUGUGCUCAGCCAUGAUGAGCCACAGAUCACACCAUUAUUUUAACUUUGGGUGUCAAUCUGCAUGUCAGAAAAAAAGAGAAAACCAAGAGUUUGACGUGACAAAACUGGAUUUGUCUUUCUUUCUUUUUUUUUUGUUAAAUCCCAGAUAUAUCUUCAGAUGUUUACAAUGGUGGGGGGUGGGGUGGGGGGGCUGGGGGGAGUUAUGUCUUUCCUUGUUUACAGAGGUGCUUCUCACACAGACACACACACUUACACACAGGCAGCAGGAGGACACUGUCCUUUAAUCAGAGACUUUAAUUGGUUCAAGCCCCCAUGUGACCAACAAUCCAGCCUGCCAGAAUGUCCUUGAGCAAGGCACUAUUUAUACCACCCUGGGACCCUGAUCUCUGACCCCACCUAUUGAGGGAGGCAAGUAAGAGGAGAAUGAUGUAGUGUUUGCAGGUGAUGUAAUGCCCUCUGGUGGCCACAAUGGAGGCUCUCAGCUCUUAGAAAACUGGCUGUAAAUAGAUUUUCUUUACACACAAAUGAGUUUCGUCACAGAUCCAUCUGAUUGUUUUUGUGCUUCAAUAAUCAAUAACCAGCUUUUUAACUGAACUGGCUCCUCACAAGUUACUAUUUUAGAGUAGAUUUAGGGCUAAGGGACACUUUUCCGUCUCAUUGUUUACCACCAUAUCACCUUAUUUGGGUGUCUUUGCCUUUUCUGAACAUAAAGACAAUUUUGCACCUCCAAGAUGGCACCAGAUGUGGUUGAUUUGAGCCCAGCUAGGGUCACAAGAAUGCCAUUUUCAUAACAUACGCAUACGGCACGCAAGCCUCCUGCUCGGUCGGCAGUUGAGCCUCGUGGUGCUGCUCUCCUGCCCUGAGCCUCCUCAGUGUCAGGCACUGCCAAGUCGCUCCUCGCUGCCCUGCAUGCCAACAACAGCCACAACGGAAGCGCAUUGUCUUUGCGUCAUCCAGCCACAUUGCUACUGUGAAGAAAAAGAUGGAGUGCCAAUGUUUCCCUUUGAUUUACUGCCAAAUGUGCACACACAGAACCAUACAUACGCGCACAGAGACUACAUCACAAUGCACAGCUGACCAUGCUUGUAAACUUAGAUUAAGUUGUUCUUGGCCUUCCACACGCCACAGCCUGUUGUCACUUUUUUAGCUUAGAAUGCACCAUGAGAGCAGGCAGCGCAUCACAGAACUGUAUCAGUUGACUGUUCGCUAAACCCAUCCCUUGCACAGUGAUUGUCCAAUCAUUAGCAACCGUAACUCUGCACAGCACUUCUGUAAAGCUUGGAUGUUAAAGUGGUGUGCAUGGAGAUGUGGUUCUAGAGAUACUCAUCAUUUAAAGAGUUUGGAGGUGGUGUCUUCUUUAGCCUUUCCAAAACCAAAAACACAAUAGCAAAAGUAUAAGGAAUAGGUUCAAUAGCAUCUAACGUUAGCUGCAAGCGUUAGCGUGAUCGGGUAACUAGCUUACUUACUUCCAAAACCUGCUCUUUAUUGUAUUCGGGAAGGUUUACACUCCAACAACCCCAUUUUCAACCAUCUCAUGGAGCUAACGUAAGCUGAAAGCUAGCUCCAGCUGAUAAAAUCUGUCAGCAACAGCUAUCAUGUCAGCCGACAAAACUGAUGUGAGCAGCUGCAACAAAAGAGUUUCCCCUCGGGGAUCAAUAAAGUAUUUCUGAUUCUGAUGCCCAUCAGCUAGAAAUGGGAAGCCUGCUUUUGUUAACCUCUGUCUGAAAUCAAGGACAUAUUGUUUCAAAAUCUAGCACGAAUUUUGAGUGGCAAACAUGCUAUCAUUAUCAUUGUAAACUGCAUAUGUGCAAGAAUGGAAAGCUUGACAGGCAUAGCAACAGUUACCAAGGGGGGCAGAGCUUAGCGAACAGUUAAUUGCAAAUAGCUGAAUUCCUGUGACACUUGCGUCAACCUGCAUGGACAAGCGGGUGGGGUUUGCUGCAACAGGGAAAUUCCCAAAGUAACAAGAAAGCAGCAGACUGACUUUGAAAAAUUUCAAGGGCCUUCACUCCAACAGAUAUGAAUCAGAGGUAUGACACUGUUUGAUCAAUCAACAAAAUAUCAGUAAUAUUGAAUUGAAUGAUACAAGCCGACAGUGUCCUGCUUGCAACUUUCUGGUACUCAUUUGAUAGUCUUGUUCAGCAUCUACACCCAUCUGGGAUCCACGAGGUACCAAAAAGGAAUCCAAAGUAUUUUCAAAUGCAAAUUAGCCCAAGAGCUGAAUAGGGGAACAACGAUACUGGUGCUUUCUCACUGCCUUAAAUGUGCAAAAGUUUGGGAGGCAUCCUCUGCUCCCAUUGGCUAUAGUGAGAAGAAGGGAUGCUGAUGUGGGAUGAUGAUGAUCUUUUGUUUUUUGUCGCUCCCUCUUCCUCCAAACCGUACUUUCUUGUUUCUGACAGUUGAAAUAUAAAGUUGAAUUUAAAGCUGACCAAUAUUGUAAAAACAUUUAAAAGGGGGUGGGGUAUUUUUUAGUUGUUGUUUUUUGCCCAGUUGAGCUGGGCUCACUUGAACUGACAGGAGCACAACCAAACUGUUUUGGGUUUUCUAGCCUGACAAGCAUGUUUUGAAGCUUUUUAAAGGGGAUGCAUUGAGAAGAGACCUUUAAAGUUAUGUAUGCGUGUAUUGGACGGAAGCCAUUUUGAAUUUUGAUUGUCCUCUCUUUGUUUAACAAGUGGGUUGGUUUUGCACACUUUGAGGUUGGGGUGGGUUGUAAAUACUUAAGUCUUGCACAGUGAAUCAAAGAUGCAUUCUGCCCUGUUGAUGUUACAAUAUGCUUAACCCACUGAGUAAAUUAUUGUACUUUGAAAACAGAGAGAAAAAAAAAAGAAAUGCAAAAACUCAACACGCUGUCAGAAACAGGUGUGUGUCUUGUGGUGAUUGGAUGUUUUGCCUAUGCAGGAGGCAUACGGUGUACAGUAAAAAAACUGUUUUUUAACUCACUAAAAUCACAGACUGAGAACAAAAAAUAGGCACUUUUCCGGUAUUCCCCCAUCCUGCCAUAAUAUUCUCUGGAUCCUCUCCGUCUUUAGGAAUGCCUGUUGGUCCUUAGAAGCACUUCCUCUCUGGACAUUUUAACCCAAGCUUACCGCCACGUUGCGCUUGCCGGCUGCCCGAGGCACUGAAGCUGACCUGACACCGUACUGUAUACAUUUACCAACAACCAACAGGUGCUAAUGGUCAGUCAAAGCCCAUCAUAGACCAAGAAGUCAUGUUGUCACAACCUCAGGACAAUCCUAUCCUCUUCAAUCCUACCUGUGUUCAGCUUCACACGUGUCUCUGCAGCCAAGCCUCUGAUGGUUCGAACAUAUAUGUGGCCAACUUGGCCAGCCUUGUGUCUGCAAGGGUGUGUAGUUGCAUGGUAAGGGGGUAGUUACCAUGGUAACAGGUCGCUCUGUACCUAGACCUACACCCAUGUAUCAAACCUGAGCUCAGAUCUCCCACAAUUCACCCUGUCAGCUACUCUACACUCCUGCUGUAGGCCAUUAGUUCCCGAGCUAGCAGAACUUUGACACCGUUAACAGUGUACACCAUAGUGUUGAUGAUCAGCUGGUCAUUUUUCCCACUUAACACUUUGCAGUUACAUCUCAGUUGAAAACCAUAGCAUUUACUCUGGUUUGAGAGAAAGUUUUCUUCUUUUUGGGUGAAACAUUUGUCCUUAAAUGUUUUAUAUUUUGUACAUUUGUAUGUAACAUAUCAUGUAAAUAGACAGAGACAGUGAUUUAACUCAUCUGGAGGAUUUUGUAGUCUUUGUAAAGCCCUAAUAAAUGGUAUUUGGUGUCACACGAGCAAACAA